Racocetra persica is the source of this 561-nucleotide messenger RNA. NCBI's taxonomy places the organism in Eukaryota, Fungi, Glomeromycota, Glomeromycetes, Diversisporales, Gigasporaceae. The record is from the annotation of a GenBank genome assembly.
AUGUCUAAAAAGCAAAAAAUAACUACGCUUGAAUCAAAUAUUCAAUAUGAGAAUGAAUUAACUGAAGGCAGUUUUGAAACUACUGAUAAUACUAUCGAUUUAACAGAAAAUACGUCAACUGAGCCAACGGUCGAACUAACAAAUACUAGUGAAGAAACUGAUCUUAACUUAGUUUCAUUUUCUUCACGAGAAUCCUCUUGGGUUUGGGAACAUUUUUCAAAGUCAACCAAUACGGCAGGAACGCUUGCUAAACAUCUACAUAAUAAGCAUAGUAGCUAUAUUGGUAAUCGACAAAGCACUCUUGAAAAAUUUAUGGCUCUUAUACAAGUAUUGGAUCAGACUAAAAUUACUGAAAAAUUAUUGGGAAUUACAACUGAUAAUGCACAUUCGAUGAUAGCUGCAAGGCGGGAACUAAAAGAAACUUUAAAUAAUUAUGAAUUAGUUCGAGAAUUUGUAUCAAAAAUUCGGCAUUCAACAAGAUUAAGUGAGUCUUUAAAAACAAUUUAUAAACUUGAAAAUAAGCUCGAAUUAAAACCUGAUUUAGAUAUAGAGACACAGUGA